This is a messenger RNA of Spinacia oleracea (spinach), 2421 nucleotides long. RefSeq lists its product as uncharacterized. Lineage: Eukaryota; Viridiplantae; Streptophyta; Magnoliopsida; Caryophyllales; Amaranthaceae. The record is from RefSeq and is a predicted model, not a curated record. The transcript has a single exon. The coding region runs from base 1159 to 2049 and encodes 296 amino acids.
CUAACUCGAGAUCAAGUUAAUCCGAGAGAAGUUCCAAUCCGAUAGGGCCUUCAUCUUACCUUUAAAACAUAACAUGUAUAAAAGUACUAAUAAUAAUUAUAAUAGAAGGUUUAAUCCCCUCCGUUCCAAAUUACUUGCACUAUUUUAAUUUUUUGCACUAUUCACACAAUUCACUUUGACCUUCUUUUUUUGCUAGUAUAUAAAAAUAAAUGUUAGUAUGUAAUAUGUUGUUGACGUUAUUUUAAUCGGAGUAUGUAUAUUUUCGAAAUAUUAAUUAAAUUUUUAUAACUUUGAUAAUGGGUAAUUAAGUUGUGUAUUGGGAAAUAUAUCUAGUUAAAGUGGUACAAGUAAUUUGGGAUAGAUGAAGUACAUAAAACUUAUAAAGAAAAAAUGUUGAUAGACAUAUAGACAUAUAGUAUUAAGAUUUUUAGAAUACAUAAAAUAUGAUUGGGUCCUUGCGAUGAUGAUAUUUUGGCUUCAUCGCUACAUAUAAAGAUGGUUGUGGGCUGGGUCGGGCAUCGCCGGGCCGAUGCCCGAUCCGGCCCGGCACGGGCACGAAGUCGUGGGCCGGGGCCGGGCCUGAGACUUAAUUUUUUGGAAAAAGCACGAAACGACUCGACAAAUCACGCUAAAUUUAGUAAAAUUAGCCUUACCUUUUUUUUAACUUUUCGGCCCGGCACGGCCCGGCAGAAACAACGUGGGUCUGGCGUGGGCUCGGCCCGGUUAGGCCCACAGCCCGUGAGCUCAACCCGAAGCUCGCCCCGGCCCACGACCAUCUUUAGCUACAUACAUGUGUGCGUGUUGACUGACGUGACUCUUGUGACACGCAUGUGACGUAUGUGCAUCUGUAACUAUGUGAACAAUAUCAUUGAUUUAUAGAAGGUAAUCAAAUAACUAAAGUAAAAGAUAAGCUAGAUUAAAAUGAAUAUUAUGUACCAUAAUUUAAUUUGUAAUUUUUUUUUAAAAUUUUACUAUUUAUACAUACAAUUGAGAGUUGAUUUUGUUACCUCAAAUCAUUGAGUUAUGACCUAGUUCCCUCCUCACGCAAACCCACCCUCUCAAGAAAAAAAAACACACACAUCUAAAAAAACCCUAAUUUCGACUCACCCUUUUCUCUCUCCUCAAAACCCUAAUUCCUUCCUCGUGCCAUAAAUCACAAUGUCCCAGAACCCCCCACAACAACCCCAACCAUCUCUCUCCACCGUCAGCGCCUCCGGGAAACGCUGCUUCACCUGCAAUUCCGACGACCACUGGGUUCUCCAUAACGUCAAAUCCCGAGACAACGAAUGCCGAAAGUACUGCACUUCCUGCGUUUUAAAUCUCUAUCGGACGUCGUUUUGCCCAACUUGCUUCAACCUCCAUGACCCCAAUUCCCUCCUCCCUCCUCCUAUCGCGUCUUCUUCCUCCUCCAUCAACAAUCGCAACCUCACGUGCCUGAAAUGCAGCUCAAUCUCCCACAGCACGUGCGUCCCCCCCAAGAUCCCCAAAUCCCCUUACCUUUGCACUACUUGCUCAAACCCCUCUCUGAAAUUCUUCGAUUUAAAGAAACCCAGAAAAUUCCGUGAUCAACCGCCGUCCAACGGUGGCUGCGGUAGCGGAAGCAGCAGCGGAGGCGGAGAAGAACCGCAGCCGCAGCAGAGGCAGGUUAUUGAUGAGAGGGCGGCGAAGGUGUUCUUAUUGGCGGCGAAGAUAUCAGCGAUUACGAUGAAUAAGGCGGUGGCCCUGGCCAGAACCGAAGCUGAACGGAAAAUUGAAGGGGCCGCAUUGGCGAGGAAAAGGGCUAAAGAAGCAAUUGAUCAUUUUGUGUUCUUAUCUUCGAAGAUGGUACAUUCCAAACAACAGAGGAGGGAUGUUGUUCUUGGGUCGGGUCCGAGUUUGAGUCCGAGGAAUGUUGCUCUUGGGUCGGGCCCGAGGCCGUAUUCUGAAGCUACCAAAUCGGAUAACAAUGGCGUUGGCCGUGUCGGGAUUGGGAAUGGAAAUCGAUCGUUGGCCGCGGUGCCGGUGGUGCAGAGUAAUGGUGGGACUAAUGGGAAGGAGAAUGCAGUGUAGUAAAGAAAUUAUAUUUAUCCACAGAUGAAAUUUUUUUGGGGGGUUGAAGAAGAAGAUGAAGAUGAUCAGGUUGUUCUGUAACAUUGUGAAAUAUAUGUUGUCUGAUUAUUAUUAUUAUGAUCUUCUGGCCUGAUUUCUUGUAAAAUAGUCGAAAAUCGAGAACAAGUUUAAUCAAUUGGCACAUUUGGUGUUGUUUUCAGGGAUGAUUACUAUAGGAUAUCCAAUUUGGUGAAUGAAUCUCUGUCCUGAAAUUGCUGUUUUUUUUUGUUGAUUUACAAUCCAUGGAUUGAUAUUGAUGAUCCUCUGGUCUGGUUUCAUGUAAAAUACUUGAAAAAAUAGUCGAAAAUUGAGAACGAGUUUAAUGAAUUGCCA